UCAAAACCGAGUUUUGCAGGUAUUCCCUUUUGCAUACAUACUUAUGUCGAAGAAAACCCAGAAAUCCUACGAACACGUUCUGCGGUUCAUAGACGCAAAUGUGUUUCGCCUUAAACCAGCCUCUUUUACCACAGACUUUGAGAAGGCCCUACGAAGUGGAAUAUUAAAGGUAUAUCCUGAGGUGCAGCUAAAGGGAUGCUGGUUCCAUUACUGCCAAGCAUUAAGAAGAAAAUUAACCAACAUCUCAGAAUUGGCUAAAUUUGUAAAAACCACUGAUGCGGCAAGGCGAAUUUUUAAAAAGAUGCUUGUUUUACCACUGCUUCCUCCAGACGAUAUACCAACCGCAUUCAAUUUGUGCAAACAAGAAGCGUACGCAUCCAUGAACUGUUAUUACAAAUCAGAGAAUGUAUUUGAGAAAUUCUUCGACUAUUUUCAAAGACAAUGGAUAGAUUUAGAAAGUCCACUCAAAUUUUCUGUCCAUGGUGAAUGCGUACGAACUACGAGCGCUGUGGAAUCAUAUAACAGCUUUUUGUGUGCACAAAUUCCAAUGCAUGGCUCAUUCUGGGACUUUUUACAAAUAAUUAGACAGCAAGAGUUUCAGAAAUAUGUUGAUCUGAAACAGAUUUUAGAUGGCGUUUCGGAAAUUUCACAACCACCAAAAAAACGAAAUAGAGACCGCAAUGAGCAAGUGAAAAUUCUCACAGAGCAACUGGCAAAUAAACAGAUUACUCCCAAAAUGUUCCUCCAGAUGAUGACCAAUAAAAUAAAUAAUCUCGCCCCAGUAGUUUUGGACCGAACACCUAUUGAUGAAAGCGAAACUGAGGAUGAAAGUCAACCUAUCAUUCAGGAUGGGUUGUUAUGUGAAAUAUGUUUUAAAAACAAAAAAUGUAUGCUUCUGCUUCCAUGCAGGCAUGCAAAACUUUGUAAACCUUGUUUUGAAGGAAUACAAGAUAAACAUAAUAAUCAAGGUACUUUAAUAUUAUGUCCAUUCUGUAGACAAAUUGUGGGUCAAACACAAGAAAUUUAUAUUUGAUUUGAAUAAACUUCUAAUUUCUACAAUUGAACUGCAAAAAUGUUACUUUAAAUAAAAACGGACAUAACGCCCAGUGGGC
Molecule: messenger RNA, 1112 nt
Organism: Musca vetustissima
Lineage: Eukaryota; Metazoa; Arthropoda; Insecta; Diptera; Muscidae
Exons: 2
Coding region: 44-1033 (329 amino acids)
Biological process (GO): protein ubiquitination; ubiquitin-dependent protein catabolic process
Molecular function (GO): ubiquitin protein ligase activity
Source: RefSeq, a predicted model, not a curated record